AAAACCAAAGAGGGAGCGAGCGACGGCCCAAACCCUAAAUAGGCUGAGCUCCCUCCCACUCUGUUCUCGUCCGUCGCCGUUUCGCCUGAAGCUGAAGCUGAAGCUUUGCCCCGCCCGAGAUGAAGUUCAAUAUCGCGAACCCAACCACAGGGUGCCAGAAGAAGCUUGAAAUUGACGAUGAUCAGAAGCUCCGGGCUUUUUUCGACAAGAGGAUCUCACAGGAGGUCAGCGGAGAUUCCCUUGGAGAUGAAUUUAAGGGCUAUGUUUUCAAGAUCAUGGGAGGCUGUGACAAGCAAGGUUUCCCAAUGAAGCAGGGAGUGUUAACACCUGGCCGUGUUCGUCUCCUGCUCCACAGGGGUACACCUUGCUUUCGUGGAUAUGGUAGGAGAAAUGGAGAGAGGAGGAGGAAGUCUGUGCGUGGGUGCAUUGUGAGCCCAGAUCUUUCUGUUUUGAAUUUGGUUAUUGUGAAGAAAGGCGAGAAUGACCUUCCAGGGCUGACAGACACAGAGAAGCCAAGGAUGAGGGGCCCAAAGAGGGCAUCAAAAAUUCGCAAACUCUUCAACCUCUCCAAGGAGGAUGAUGUUCGCAAGUAUGUCAAUACAUACCGGCGAUCAUUUACAACAAAAACUGGGAAAAAAGUGAGCAAAGCUCCUAAGAUUCAGAGAUUGGUUACUCCAUUGACUCUGCAGAGGAAACGAGCUAGAAUUGCCGAGAAAAAGAAGAGAAUUGCCAAGGCCAAGGCUGAUGCUGCCGAGUACCAGAAACUCCUUGCUUCCAGAAUGAAGGAACAGAGAGAGAAGCGAAGCGAAAGCUUAGCUAAGAAGAGGUCCAGGCUCUCUGCUGCUUCAAAGCCAUCUGUUGCAGCAGCUUAGCUUAUUAGGUGCGAGCUCUCAAAAAAACUGCACUCAUACAUAACUCCCAACAAUUGCCUUACCAUGUCGUCCAAAAGUCCAUUUCAAGAAUGUUGAUGGUUCUUUGGAGUUUCCUUUUUCAUGCUUGAAAUGUUUGCGGAUCUGGGUGUUCUUUUUCAAUUUGUUUUAAUUGGUACUUUUGUUUUUUUUA
Messenger RNA from Diospyros lotus (date-plum), 1062 nucleotides. Its product is annotated as 40S ribosomal protein S6-like. Bases 120 to 872 code for a protein of 250 amino acids. Lineage: Eukaryota; Viridiplantae; Streptophyta; Magnoliopsida; Ericales; Ebenaceae. The transcript has 6 exons. Gene Ontology annotation, cellular component: ribosome. Gene Ontology annotation, biological process: translation. The record is from RefSeq and is a predicted model, not a curated record. Gene Ontology annotation, molecular function: structural constituent of ribosome.